AUGAAGACGUCUCAGAUCCUCGCCGCCUUCUGCUUCGCCGCCCUGUCCAUGGCUCAGAGCGAAAGCCUGGCGCCCUCCCCCACCGAAUCUUGGGGCUGCGAACCGCAUGGUGAUCAUUGGCACUGCGAGGGUGCUCGCUCGACCGUCACGAUAAAAAGUACCUCCAUAUCCACCAGCAGGUCCCUAUUUAUUCCCAGUGCCAGCGGCACCGUCACGAAAGACCACGACCACGACCACGAUGACGAUGACGAUGACCACUCCUCGGGCACAGGCAGCUACACUCUGGCCCCCUCUCCCACCGAGUCUUUUGGCUGCGAGGCACACAAUGACCACUGGCACUGCGAGGGCCCGGUCACCGCCGCCAGCAGAUCGGCCACCACCACCAUCGAGGCGACCCUUACCCCUUCGGCUACCACCGACGGCGCCGCCACCACCGCCACCGGCGAGGGCGCUGAUGCUACCGCGACUGCGCUCCCGGCCGGUGCGGCUCGCGCUGGCUUCGGCGCUGCCGCAGUCGCCGCCGCCGUCGCUUUCAUAGCUUUCUGA
This is a messenger RNA of Colletotrichum graminicola M1.001, 546 nucleotides long. RefSeq lists its product as uncharacterized. Bases 1 to 546 code for a protein of 181 amino acids. Lineage: Eukaryota; Fungi; Ascomycota; Sordariomycetes; Glomerellales; Glomerellaceae. The transcript is spliced from 3 exons. The record is from RefSeq and is a predicted model, not a curated record.